AUGAGGUCCUCUGUCUUGGUGACUGAGGAUGAUAUCCGUCCUGAGGAUCCUCUCAUACAGCAUGCAGAGGAGGAAUCCUCUGCUCCGCUGCCGUCCCGCCAUGCCCUAUUCCGUCUGUAUUGGCUGACGGCCAUAGUCUGCUGCGGGGGCCUGCUCUUCGGGUACGACUCUGGCGUGAUCGGAGGGGUUUUGACCUUCGACUCCUUCCACCGGUCUUUUCGAUAUACCUCACAGAAUGAAACCCGCGUUAGUGCCAUUGCCGUGGGCGUCCAGCAGGCUGGCGCCCUGGUUGGCAGCUUGGUAAUAUGGCCCUUGACCAACCGACUCGGUCGUCGCCCUGCCAUGGCCAUUUGCUCCUUUGUUUUCUGUGCAGGGGUGAUCUUCGAGAUCCUCGACACCCAUGCUCGGUCUGCCUUUUACCUCGGACGUGUCAUCUGCGGCCUGGGUAUCGGAGGCUCAGCUACCGUGAUCCCGAUCUAUCUGACGGAGAUGAGCCCAACCUCAAUGCGUGCCCGGCUGGGCAGCUGCUACCAGUUCACCUUCACGAUCGGCAUCCUGAUCUCGUACUGGAUCGACUACGGGAUGCAGUACGCGCCCAGCAACGCCGCACAGUGGCAGAUCCCGCUGGCUUUGCAGCUCAUCCCGGGCGCUCUGAUGGGCGUGGGCAUGCUGACUCUGCACGAAAGCGUGCGCUGGCUGCUCUCCCACGACCACGCCGACCAAGCCUGGGACAGCCUGACGUGGAUCCGCGCCUCGCGCGGCCCCGAGGUCAAGGCCGAGUUCCGGGCCAUGCAGUCGGCCAUCGAGCGCGACGCCCACGCGACGGCCGACUUCUCCCCCCGGGAGCUCCUCCAGCGCGCCAACGCGCAUCGGUUGAUCCUGGGCGUCGCCCUGUUCGUCUGCCAGCAGUCCACGGGGGCUACCGCCAUGGCCUACUUUGGCCCGCAGUUUUUCGCCCUGCUCGUCGGGGGCAGCAGUGAUGUCUCGACGGCCUCUGACGCCACCGCCCGUCUGACAUUGUUGCUGACGGGGAUCUUUGGGUUUCUGAAGGUGAUCAGCUGCCUGCUUUUCAUUGUGUUUGUGGCCGACCGCUUCGGCCGUCGGCCGUUGCUGAUUCUGGGUGCAUUGGCCAUGUCGGUGUGCAUGCUUGCUACGGCAGCCGUUCUGCGAACCACCUCGGUUGCUCCGUCAUCGUCGUCAUCGCCGUCAUCGCCGUCGUCACCUGCCCAUUCCACCCCUGACCCUGACUCUGACCCUGACCAUGGACCCUCCUCGCUCUCGCCCGCCUCCCUCGCCACCAUCCUCCUGAUCUACCUCAGCAUCGUGGCCUACAACCUCUCCUGGGGUCCCCUCCCCUGGCCGUGCAGCGCGGAACUCUUCUCGUCGGCGCGGAUCCGCGAGCCCGGGGUGGCGAUGGGGGUGGCGGCGCAGUGGCUGUCGAACUUCGGGUGGUCGUCUGCGACGCCGUACCUGCUGCAGGGGCUGGGGUGGGGGACGUUUGGGUUGUUCGGGGUGCUGGAUGCGGGGUUCGCGGGUUUGGUGUAUGGGUUUUUGCCCGAGACGAGGGGGAUGGGGUUAGAGGAGAUCGAUUCUUUGUUUGCGGAUGCGGAUGCGGGUUAUGAAGGUGUCAGCAGUAGGGACGGGGAUGAUGCAGAGUAA
Aspergillus aculeatus ATCC 16872 is the source of this 1659-nucleotide messenger RNA. Its product is annotated as sugar porter family MFS transporter. Gene Ontology annotation, biological process: carbohydrate transport; transmembrane transport. The coding region runs from base 1 to 1659 and encodes 552 amino acids. Gene Ontology annotation, molecular function: carbohydrate:proton symporter activity. Gene Ontology annotation, cellular component: membrane. The transcript is spliced from 2 exons. NCBI's taxonomy places the organism in Eukaryota, Fungi, Ascomycota, Eurotiomycetes, Eurotiales, Aspergillaceae. The record is from RefSeq and is a predicted model, not a curated record.